CUCCCUGCCCACCUCCUGCAGCCUCCUGCGCCCCGCGGAGCUGGCGGAUGGAGCUGCGCAGCGGGAGCGUGGGCAGCCAGGCGGUGGCGCGGAGGAUGGAUGGGGACAGCCGAGAUGGCGGCGGCGGCAAGGACGCCACCGGGUCGGAGGACUAUGAGAACCUGCCGACCAGCGCCUCCGUGUCCACCCACAUGACAGCAGGAGCGAUGGCCGGGAUCCUGGAGCACUCGGUCAUGUACCCGGUGGACUCGGUGAAGACGCGAAUGCAGAGUUUGAGUCCAGAUCCCAGAGCCCAGUACACGAGUAUCUACGGAGCCCUCAAGAGAAUCAUGCGGACCGAAGGCUUCUGGAGGCCCUUGCGGGGCCUCAAUGUCAUGAUCAUGGGUGCAGGGCCGGCCCACGCCAUGUAUUUUGCCUGCUAUGAAAACAUGAAAAGGACUUUAAAUGACGUUUUCCACCACCAAGGAAACAGCCACCUAGCCAACGGUAUUUUGAAAGCGUUUGUCUGGAGUUAGAAAGUUCUCUUCUUCAACACGUCCCUCCCCAGGGUGUUCCUCCCUGUGACCCAGCCGCCUCGACUUCGGCCCGCUUGCUCACGAAUAAAGAACUCUAGAGUUGUGUGUGCAACGCACACCCAGACACACGCACACACACAUGCGCGGCACACACAUGCUUUUGUCUGUUCCCCACCGCUUUCUGAAGCCUGGGGAGAAAUCAGUGACAGAGGUGUUUUCAUUUUAUUGUUGUAUGGGUUUUCUUUUCUUUUCUUUUUUUUUUUUUGUUUUGUUUUGUUUUCAAACAUUCGAAAACAAUGAUCAGACAUAGGGGAAACCCUGAAUAGAAACAAAACUUAUGAAUGCUGGAUUCAAAAAAAAAAAAAAAAAAAAGUUAUCUGGACAGCUUCUUUGAGACUAUUUAAAAACUGGUACAACAGGUCUCUACAACGCCAAGAUCUAACUAAGCUUUAAAAGGGAUAGCUGGGAGUAUGGCCACCCUGCUCCACGACGCGGUAAUGAAUCCAGCAGAAGUGGUGAAGCAGCGUUUGCAGAUGUACAACUCGCAGCACCGGUCAGCCCUCAGCUGCAUCCGGACGGUGUGGAGGACCGAGGGGUUGGGGGCCUUCUACCGGAGCUACACCACGCAGCUGACCAUGAACAUCCCCUUCCAGUCCAUCCACUUCAUCACCUACGAGUUCCUGCAGGAGCAGGUCAACCCCCACCGGACCUACAACCCGCAGUCCCACAUCAUCUCAGGCGGGCUGGCCGGGGCCCUCGCCGCGGCCGCCACGACCCCCCUGGACGUCUGUAAGACCCUUCUCAACACUCAGGAGAACGUGGCCCUCUCCCUGGCCAACAUCAGCGGCCGGCUGUCAGGCAUGGCCAAUGCCUUCCGGACGGUAUAUCAGCUCAAUGGCCUGGCCGGCUACUUCAAAGGCAUCCAGGCGCGUGUCAUCUACCAGAUGCCCUCCACCGCCAUUUCUUGGUCUGUCUAUGAGUUCUUCAAAUACUUUCUCACCAAGCGCCAGCUGGAAAAUCGAGCUCCAUACUAAAGGAACAGGCUAUGGGAAGGGAUCAUAGAAUCUUUUCUUCUUAAAGCCAUUCUCUGCCUGCAUCCAGCCCCUUGCCUUCUCCUCGCACCUACAUCCUUUUUUUGCAGGGUGCUCCCUAUGGGUCCUCUGCUCCUCGAUGCCUUAGAGGGAGGAGGGGACGGGCCAGCCGCUCACGGGAAGGCGGUCUGCAGGGACAUCCAAGGCGGUGGUGGAUGAGAAAGACUUUGGAAGGGGAGCGAGAAAUUGCUUUUUCUCUUCCUCCCUGGGCAGAAUGUAGCUUUUCUGCUUCACUGUGGCAGCCUCCUCUGUGGAUCCUCAGAUCUCACAGGAGGGAAGAAAAUUUGCAGUGACUGAAAACAGUAAA
Messenger RNA from Saimiri boliviensis boliviensis (Bolivian squirrel monkey), 1913 nucleotides. RefSeq names its product solute carrier family 25 member 37 (gene SLC25A37). NCBI's taxonomy places the organism in Eukaryota, Metazoa, Chordata, Mammalia, Primates, Cebidae. Gene Ontology annotation, biological process: iron import into the mitochondrion. Gene Ontology annotation, molecular function: ferrous iron transmembrane transporter activity. Gene Ontology annotation, cellular component: mitochondrial membrane. The record is from RefSeq and is a predicted model, not a curated record.